Molecule: messenger RNA, 1334 nt
Organism: Chlamydomonas reinhardtii
Lineage: Eukaryota; Viridiplantae; Chlorophyta; Chlorophyceae; Chlamydomonadales; Chlamydomonadaceae
Exons: 6
Coding region: 148-624 (158 amino acids)
Source: RefSeq, a predicted model, not a curated record
GGGUUCCAGGGCUCGACGAGGCGCACAGCUGCAUUGAGGCGUGUUUUGAUUUGUUACAGUAUACAUCGAGCAUCAGCUUCGCGCCUCCUCUGAGACCCGGCUUUUUCCAAGUUAGCGUCGCUUCGUCUAUAUAGGCGCUAGAGAGGAAUGAACCCGGAUCAGGCAGCGCAGGCGGCGCAGCUGCCGCGGAGAAUUAUCAAGGAGACUCAGAAACUUCUCAGCGAGCCUGCGCCCGGCAUUAGCGCUUCUCCCUCGGAGGAGAACCUGCGCUACUUCAAUGUGAUGAUUCUGGGGCCUCAGCAGUCCCCCUAUGAGGGUGGCGUGUUUAAGCUGGAGCUUUUCCUGCCGGAGGACUACCCAAUGGCGCCCCCUAAGGUUCGCUUCCUGACCAAGAUUUACCAUCCCAACAUCGACAAGCUGGGCCGCAUUUGCCUGGACAUUUUGAAAGACAAGUGGUCGCCGGCGCUCCAGAUUCGCACCGUGCUACUGAGCAUCCAAGCGUUGCUCUCGGCCCCCAACCCGGAUGACCCGCUGGCCGAGCACGUGGCGAAGCACUGGAAGGAGAACGAGAAGGAGGCCAUUGCGACAGCGCGCCAAUGGACUGCCAUGCACGCUCAGGGCUAAAUGCUUUAGCGCUCACAAGGGCUUGGUGCGGCUCACCGCAGCCGGUCAUCUGGUCCGCGGGGUGGCGGCAGCAGCCGGCGGUGUUCACAUUUGGUGUCAGGGCUUUCCUUGUGGUUGCGCAGCGGCGCAUUCCAUAGACGUUAGGGUUUAGAACAACUAGGCGUGCAUUUGCAAGGGUGCUUGUGCCGUUACGGCUGCGUGCAUCGCGCAGGGACGCUCCGCGCAUGUAUGCGCUAUGCAGGUGUCUUGGUGUGAGGGUUGCACCAGAUGUUCAGGCAACGGUAGAGAGCAGGAUGCACUUUAGUCAGGAGGGUUAGGGCUCAGGGGUGCAAGGAUGUUACGUGCAUUGGACCAGUCUACUAUGAGUUUUGUAGGAAGAACAGGAUGCAAAUGUAACAAGCGCGUGUAGUUCAUGGCUCCGUGAGGUACUCGAACAAGGAAGGGUGGCGCAGAGCCUUCCUGAUAUCAGUCAUGCCGCUGCAAACGCGCCAUAUAGCUGGCAUAGACCCCUUACGUCAGGUUGCUACGCAGGCAACUUUGUUGUCAAUGCCACCCAUGGCCCAUGCUGUGAUGCUGUGGACCUGCGAUAGAAAUGCUGGAUUGCGGAAGGGAAGCUCUGGACUCUUGGCGGGCCCCGGCCCUCCACGGGGCAGCAGUGGUGGGCGCGGACAGCCCUGCACAGGUAGUCCCUUUUGUAAUCUUGCAAUCGU